Salvia miltiorrhiza (redroot sage) is the source of this 4092-nucleotide messenger RNA. RefSeq lists its product as uncharacterized. NCBI's taxonomy places the organism in Eukaryota, Viridiplantae, Streptophyta, Magnoliopsida, Lamiales, Lamiaceae. The record is from RefSeq and is a predicted model, not a curated record. The transcript is spliced from 3 exons. The coding region runs from base 1 to 4092 and encodes 1363 amino acids. Gene Ontology annotation, molecular function: nucleic acid binding; RNA-DNA hybrid ribonuclease activity.
AUGGAGGCGGUGAUCCAGACUAAUAGAGUGGCUCAGGAAGUGCUUAACCCUUUGGCGGAGGCUCCUGUUACGGAAAAAAAAAGAGGUCGUCUUACGGGAAAAGCAGUGAAAAAACAUGUAAAUAUGGAUGAAAGCAUCAAGGGAAGACUGCGGAGAACGGAACAGUUGAAGCAAGCUUCAAAAGCUGAAGAAUAUAUAAACAAAAAGCUGGAGACUGCUAUUGAUAGGGGUCAUAAGCCAACUGGUUAUGCUAUUUUACCUAGCAACAAUUCCAAGGCUAGAACUAUGGAUAAUGUUGCUGCGAAAAGUUGGGCUGCUGAAGCUGUCAUUUUGGACUGCUCUUGGAGUAACAUGGAUUUUAAGUUUGCUAUUGUGCAUGGGGCCAGCACGCAUAUUGACAGACGUCACCUGUGGAUUGAUUUACUUGAUCAUAUUCAGGGUCCUACAGUUUUCAUGGGAGAUUUCAACGCGGUGAAAGGCGCUCAUGUGCGCAGCAGUGCUUGUCUUCCUAGUGUGACGUCUUGUCAAGAGUUCUGUAAUUUUAUUGAGGCUACGAGUUUUAUUGAACCGCCGGCUGUCGGGUUAAGAUUCACUUGGUCUGGUCGUCGCUUUAUGCCGACCCAUGUGGAGUCCAAAAUUGAUCGUGGCUUGUUCUCUGAGGAUUUUUCGAACCUUUGGGACUCUACUUAUACUCAGGCUCUUCCGAGAAUUACUUCUCACCAUUCCCCGCUUCUUCUGAGGUGCGUUAAGAAUUCGCAGCAGGGUCCUCGGCAUUUAAGGUUUUUUCAUAUGUGGACGACUCAUGAGACUUUUCUUGAUACGGUGGCUGCUUCCUGGUCCCAGGGGGUGGACAGCAAUUGCCCUAUUUAUACUGUCAUGUUUAAAUUAAAAAGGCUUAGGAAUGUUCUGAAAGAUUGGAAUAAAAGCGUCUUUGGCAGAGUUGAGAGGAUGAUGGACGAUAGUCAAAGAGAGCUGAUGGAGGUGCAGAAUCAAAUUGCUAUUCAUGGGUAUACGGAGGCUCUGUUUGACAGGGAAGUGGAGAUUCAAGCUAGGAUUAAUGUGGCUCUUUCUAGGAAGAGCAGUCUGUUGCAGCAGAAAAGCAGAGUGAAGUGGCUUAAGGAUGGUGAUCAAAACACUAAUUUCUUUCACACAAUGCUUAAGUACAAGAAGAAGCCUUACCUGAUCUCUCAUCUCUCUAUCGAGGAUAGCAUGGUCUAUGAUCAGAAUAUUAUUAGCAAUCAUAUUGUGGAUUAUUUCUCGAAACUUUUCCAGGAAGAACAUCAUGAUGAUCUGGAGAUGGCGGCAAUUGAGUGGGUUAUUGAUCCGGUGGUGGAUGACGUUCAUAAUGGUUUGCUCAUUAGAGUGCCUAAUGAAGACGAGAUCACUGCUGCGGUUUUCGGUAUGGAGGCGAGCAGUUCGCCCGGCCCGGAUGGUUUUACUGGGAAGUUUUUCCAAACUUGUUGGAGCGUGAUUAAAAAGGAUAUUUGGUGUGCCGUUCAAACGUUUUUUCGAAAAUCCUACCUUCCCACUGGCUGCAAUGCUAGCGUCAUGGUGCUUUCACCUAAAAAGGAGGUGGUCAAUUCGGUGAUGGAUCUCCGCCCUAUUGUCCUUUCUAACUUCUUUUAUAAGAUCAUUCCCAAAAUCUUAGCCACUCGGCUUAGUAUAGUGGCGGCGAAGUAUGUAACGAAGAACCAAUUUGGGUUCAUUAGUGGCCGCUCGAUUCACGACUGCAUCAUGCUUGGUUCGGAGGGUAUUAAUUGCAUGAAAAGGACUUCUGGUGGCCAAAAUAUGGCGUGCAAAAUUGACAUAAAAAAGGCUUUCGACACCCUCAGGUGGGAUUUUCUCUUGGCUGUUCUGAGAGUUGGCGGCUUUGUUCAUCAGUUUAUCUCUUGGGUUGAGAUUCUGCUUCGUUCGGCUAGACUUUCCAUCAGAUAUAAUGGUGGUAAUCAUGGGUACUUCGCGUGUUCGAGAGGGGUGAGGCAGGGAGAUCCUUUGUCUCCGAUUUUGUUUGGCAUUGCGGAAGAUGUUCUGAGUAUGCUGGCUUCCGUGGAGAAUGCGAAAACCAUCAGGAAUAUUUUGGACUUCUAUGGGGGUUUGUCCGGUCAAAUUUAUAGUCCUGAGAAAUCCAACAUCUUCUUCUCUGAUAAAAUUUCUUCUGGUUUGCGUCGUGAGAUUGAAAGAGAGAUCAAUUUCAGGAGAGGUUCCCUUCCUUUUACGUAUUUGGGUGUCCCUCUUUUCUUUGGGCGAAUUCGUGCUUCUUACCUCAGGAGUAUUCAUGACCAGAUUGUCCAGAAGUUCUCUAAAUGGAGGGGUCGUCACCUGUCCAUGGCUGGAAGAGUUUGCCUGGUGAAGUCGGUCAUUCAAAGUUCUCUCACGCACUCUAUGAUGAUUUACAGAUGGCCGAAGUCGCUCAUCAAAGAGUUGGAUGCCAAAUGCAGAAAUUUCAUUUGGUCGGGGGAUGCUGAUAAACGACAUGCUUGCACUGUUGCUUGGGCCAGGAUGUGUGCGACUAAGGAGGAGGGUGGCCUUGGGAUUCGCUCUUUUUCUACUAUGAAUAAAAGCUUUCUCAUGAAACGUGCUUGGAGCGUUAUUAAGGGGCAAGAUUUUGGGUUUCACAUCAUGAGGGCUCGUUAUCUUAAAGCGUUUGGUUUUCCAAAAGUGGUUGUCACUCCCUCCUCCGUUUGGAUGGGGCUCAGAAGUGAAAUUUUGCCUCUUAUUAGGAAUUCUUUUUGUGCUAUUGGGAAGGGAUAUCUCACCAAUUUCUGGAUGGAUGAUUGGCUUGGGUACAAGAUUGCUGAGAAAUGCAGGGUUCCUGGCUAUAUGCACGACUUUUUGACCAAUUCUGUGGCCGAUUUCUACUUUGAAGGAAUAUGGCACUUCACUCAAGCUUUUUUGGACAAUUUUCCUGAUGUUGUUUGUGAUAUUCUUCUUUUACCGAUGGGAGAGAGCGAGGAUGUUCGUUAUUGGAAACCGUCUUUGCAUGGGAAUGUCACCUCUGCUUUAGCGUUUUCUCAUCACUGCCAUAGUUUUCCUCACGUGAGCUGGGGUAAGUGGAUUUGGGAGAGUAAUAUUCCGUCUCGGAGAUCGUUGGUUUGUUGGCGCAUUCUUCAUAACAGGAUGCCUACGUUUGAUAGGCUUAUUAAACAUGGUCUCAUUAUGCCGAAUCACUGUGUUUUCUGCUUCAAUGAUCUCGAAUCGAUGGAUCAUAUUUUCUGGCAGUGUGCUCGAAUUAAACAUGUUUGGCGUGAUUUCUUGGGUUGGUUUGAUCAAAAUUUGGAUUUGGAUGCGCCGGAUAUUCAUAGCUUUUUAGUUUCUGCUUGGAAUAAAAAGUUUAGCUCUCAAGUCGAGUGUUUUUGGAAGGCGGGGAUUCUUACUCUGAUAUGGGUCAUCUGGACUCACAGAAAUAAAUGUAUUUUUGAAGAUAAGAUUUUUAAUCCCAAGAGUAUCCUUGUUUUUAUCAAAUCGUCUUUUACAGAGUUGGAGAAUAAUUUCAAAAGUCUUGGCCACAUGAGUAACACUUGCUCGGAUCUGCUUAUUCUUCGGAAGAUUGGUGUUAAGCCACGGGUGGCUCUUCCGCCUACUUUUGUUAAUAUUUAUUGGUGGCCUCCGACCACGAACUGGAUGAAGGUAAAUACUGAUGGGUCCGCUUCUGGAGCGCCGGGGCAAAUUGCGGCAGGAGGUGUUUUUCGAGACGCUUGUUGUUCGGUCAGGGGUUGUUUCCAUAUCAAAGGGGGUCUCGGUUAUGCCUUCAAAGCGGAGCUUCUCGGGGUUAUUACUGCUGUGCAAAUUGCUAACGCUCGAGGUUGGAAUCGUUUGUGGAUUGAAUCGGACUCUACCUACAUUGUAAGGCUGCUGCAUUCUAGAUCUGCGACUGUGCCUUGGAGAUUCGCCGCUUUGUGGGAUAUGGUUUUAGAUACUCUUAAGAGUUUUCAGGUGCAUACUACGCAUAUCUUUAGAGAGGGAAAUAAAGUGGCCGACAUCCUUGCGCACAACUCGAUGCCGGAAGGAUGGUGGCCGUUUGAGCUUGAUAUUAUUAAGGAUGCUACUCGCAGUGACAUUUCGACUCAUAGCCAUCUUCGACGGGUGGUUUAA